Messenger RNA from Ramularia collo-cygni, 1419 nucleotides. RefSeq names its product related to endochitinase class V precursor. The transcript is spliced from 5 exons. Gene Ontology annotation, molecular function: chitinase activity; chitin binding. NCBI's taxonomy places the organism in Eukaryota, Fungi, Ascomycota, Dothideomycetes, Mycosphaerellales, Mycosphaerellaceae. Bases 1 to 1419 code for a protein of 472 amino acids. Gene Ontology annotation, cellular component: extracellular region. Gene Ontology annotation, biological process: carbohydrate metabolic process; chitin catabolic process. The record is from RefSeq and is a predicted model, not a curated record.
AUGUGGUCCUCAUCCCUUCUAACCUCCCUCUUGCUCUCCACCACCACUCUCGUCUCCGCCAUCAAUGCUCCAGCUCACCAAGCCCACUUGAACCUCCACCACAACAAACGCGAAGCCUACGUCCCUCCUCCAGUAAUCCAAUCUCCUCUUCACAAAGGCUAUAAAGCAGUAGCCUACUAUGUCAACUGGGCAAUCUACGCCCGCAACCAUCCCCCCCAAGAAAUCCCCUCCCAAUCUCUAACCCACAUCCUCUACGCUUUCGGCGGCAUCAACAACAAAACAGGCGAAGCAUACCUCACAGACCCUUACGCCGACAUUGAAAAGACCUGGCCGGGAGAUGUUCCUUCCAACUCCACUUCUCUCUCCAAAAAUGGAACGCAAGUCAAAGAUAUGGAUAUGUUUGGGAAUUUAAAACAGUUGUAUUUACAUAAGAAGAAGAAUCGGGGUUUGAAGACGUUGUUGAGUAUUGGUGGGUGGGGUUUACGCACGUAUUUUGCGCCUGCGUUGGAGAGUGAGGAGGGGAGGAGGAGGUUUGCGGUAUCGAGCGUGGGGCUUUUGAAGGAUUUGGGCUUCGACGGCCUAGACAUCGACUGGGAAUAUCCCUCCUCCCCCAAGGAAUCCCAAGAUCUCGUCGAAACCUGCCGUUUAAUCCGUCAAGAACUCGACUCCUACGCCCUAACCCUCACAUCCACCCCCUCCUAUUCCUAUUCCUAUUCCCCUCAACCACCACCUCACUUCCUCCUAACCCUCUCCGUCCCCGCCGGACCCAUCAAUUACAAGCACUUCAACAUCCCAGCCCUAUCCCCCUACAUCGACUUCAUCAAUCUCAUGGGAUAUGAUUACCAAGGAGCCGCCUUUUCGAAUUUCUCGGGCCAUGCGCAGAAUGUGUAUAAAUCUACCCUCAACCCAAGGAGUACGGAUUUCAAUACCGAGGAUCCCGUGGAAUAUUAUCUUGGAGAAGGAGGAUUGCAGCCGGAGAGAUUGGUGUUGGGAAUGCCGCUUUAUGGACGCAGUUUUGCGAAUACGACUGGUCCUGGAGAGGUUUUUGGGAAUACUACUGAUGGGAGUUGGGAGGCUGGGAUUUGGGAUUAUAAGGCCCUCCCCCUAAACAACAGUCAAAUCUACCACGACAACGACCUAAUCGCUUCCUGGUCCUAUAACAACCAAACGAAAUAUAUGGUUUCUUACGAUACCCCUGAAAUCGCUAUUGCCAAGACGAAGUAUCUGGUUAAGAAGGGUUUGGGAGGAGCUAUGUGGUGGGAAACUUCGGGAGAUUUCCCUAUUACGGACGAGAGGAGUUUAAUUAGGACUGUGAGGGGGGAAUUGGAGACUUGUGGUGGGUUGGAGGGGAGUUUGAAUGUUUUGGAGUUUCCGGGGAGUAAGUAUCGGAAUUUGAGGGAGGGUAUGCCGGGGCAGUGA